AUGGAAGGAGCUAAUAAGGUGACUAUCUGGGUCAUAACUGGCCUGAUGGCCGUCCUCACCAUGUUCUUCAAUCUGUUCAUCUUCCUGAUGAGCCUGAAGAGCUAUAAGCAGAACAAACACUGGACCCCCUGUGAGACCAUCAUCACAGCCCUGUCCUUGGCCAAUGGAUCUCACCAGCUGCUCUGCUAUCUCUGGAUGACCAUGACCGAAAUAGACAAAGACUGCCGACUGGAAGAGCUGUUCUACUCCUUAAUGAUAUUGAUAGUGUUCAGCCUCAAGUUCACUAUCAUGUGGACCACCUCCUUCCUGACCUUCUACUACAGCACCAAGUUAGUGAUCGAGCCCAUCCACUGCUACACCAAGAUCCAGGAGGCCAUCCUGAAGCACGUCACCACUGUGGUCGUGGUCAUCCCUAUGUGUGGUCUCAGCACGUGUCUGCCCAUGCUGACUGUCCUCGUCCCUGAGAACAAUACAUCGGAAAAUAAGGACUGCGGUUCCAUCAUGCCUAAUGACACCCCUGGCAUGAUCUAUAACACUGUUUAUCUAGUCCUCUCUAAUAUCCUACCGGGAGUUCUGAUGGUAAAGUGUUGCAUAUCCAUCUCUGUUCACCUGGGCAUCCAUCUCCAGCACAUGAAGGCCAGUACCAAUGGUUCCCACGCACCCAAGCUGGGCUCUGAGAUGCGGGUGAUACGCAUGACCCUCGCCCUGGUGGUUGUUUUCCUCUGUUUCAUGGUGGUUGAUCUAUAUGCGUACUAUCAGGUGACGGUGAAGAAAGAGAAUGCUAUUCUGCUCUCUUUUCUCUUCACCUCCAUCUAUACCACUUUCAGUGCCUUGGUUCUUAUCUACGGUAAGAAGACAUUCUGGAAGGUUCUCCUCCACUCUUACAAUGUCGGCCUGGAUGAGUUUCCCUGUCUGUCCUGCCUAAAGGUGCCAGAGACCAAAUGCAAACCCAGCUCUGCUCACACAGUCAAACACUGA
Molecule: messenger RNA, 978 nt
Organism: Oncorhynchus masou masou (cherry salmon)
Lineage: Eukaryota; Metazoa; Chordata; Actinopteri; Salmoniformes; Salmonidae
Exons: 1
Coding region: 1-978 (325 amino acids)
Biological process (GO): sensory perception of taste; G protein-coupled receptor signaling pathway
Cellular component (GO): membrane
Molecular function (GO): bitter taste receptor activity; G protein-coupled receptor activity
Source: RefSeq, a predicted model, not a curated record